Neltuma alba is the source of this 756-nucleotide messenger RNA. RefSeq names its product biogenesis of lysosome-related organelles complex 1 subunit 2. The transcript has 4 exons. The record is from RefSeq and is a predicted model, not a curated record. Bases 298 to 675 code for a protein of 125 amino acids. NCBI's taxonomy places the organism in Eukaryota, Viridiplantae, Streptophyta, Magnoliopsida, Fabales, Fabaceae.
GUGGGCAUUUGGCUCAGUAACGAUAUCGACCCUCUUGGUUUCGCUCUGUUGGGUUUCGAGGCCUCAAAUUUUCCGUUCCCGGUCGCUGCCCAACGGCGACGCCGCCUUUUCUCACGUCUCUCGUCUCCAUUCCACCGCAUCUCAAUUUCUCGUUUAACAUUUGGCUGCACUUAAUCUCACUUUUGUGGUUUUCGGCUCUGUCCCUUAGAUGAUGCUACCUCUGUGAUAAGAACCGAAGUCAUGGAAAAACAAAAGCCGGAAAAUAAUCUACUAGAGAGCUGAGUUGCAAACAAAACCAUGGCUACUGCAAAGGAUGAUGGACCUACGGAGCAGCGUCCUGAUGAACUGGCUCAGUCACUUAAUGAUCUCUUCUCCAGCAUUUCAACCAUGGUCAAAUCAGAGCUUCAAGGGACCAACAAUCAUUUAGAGCUUCUGGAGAAGAUGAAUAUGAGAGUAGCAGAAGAGUACAAAGGCUUUGGUGAUUUGGCUUCUGGGCUAAGGGUAUACGUAGAGCAGUUGAAAUCCAAGAGUGGUAACUUUGAUGAAUAUGUUCAGCAAAUUGACGCUAUAGAGCAACAAGUGACUGAAUUUGAGGCUGUGGUGUCAAUGCUUGAUCAAUAUGUAUCCUUGUUGGAAUCAAAAGUACAUUCUGUGUGUCGGGAUCGAUCUACCUAAUUUACAUGAGAUUCAUUUGACAAGCUUGAUUGUGUUAUUUCGGCUGAGUGCUCUCUGAAAUUUUUCAAUUUCUUUUGAGAA